This is a messenger RNA of Vitis vinifera (wine grape), 6053 nucleotides long. RefSeq names its product 187-kDa microtubule-associated protein AIR9. The record is from RefSeq and is a predicted model, not a curated record. Gene Ontology annotation, molecular function: protein binding. Gene Ontology annotation, cellular component: plasma membrane; plasmodesma. Bases 604 to 5760 code for a protein of 1718 amino acids. NCBI's taxonomy places the organism in Eukaryota, Viridiplantae, Streptophyta, Magnoliopsida, Vitales, Vitaceae. The transcript has 38 exons.
CGGCACCUCGCUUUCCCUCUUUGGCGUUUGAGCUGCACCAGCGCUCACUGUCACUUACUUUAGUUUUAUCUUUUUCGUGCCUAGCCGCGAAAGCUCCAUGUUUUCUUCGCCAACUGCGAAACCCUAGCUACUCUACUUUUUGAGCAGUUCCUGUUCCAUACUUGUCCAGAUCUAAGCUCCAUUCUGAGCUGCAUUUGGUGCUGGAUCGGGGGAGGAGUUUUUGCAUCCUGGGAGCGUUGCUGCAUUUCUGAGAUUUUGAGGUAUUUGUGGAGUUUUGGAGUUGUGUGGUGGAUUUUGGCUGAGUUGGCCUCUGUUUGGUUGCUGAGAAAACUGGGGGGAAGGAAGGGAAAGUAGAGUUUGGAGUCUUGGAGAAGGCGGCUCGGCUGAGUUGAGUAGUUGUGUUUGGCGCCGUUGGUGGUGAAAUUGUGGAGAUCUGAGAUUUGAAUUUUUGGCGUCUUUUCUUUUUUCAUUUUCCUGUAAUUUUCUUGGCAACCAAUCGGCGCAUUAGUGUGCAUUUGCUUAAUUUUUCUGAUUAUUCUUUAUUUGGGGCUGUAUCAGACAUUUUGCCGAUGAUUUACUAGAACCGGUCUUGUUUAGACCAAAAUGGAGGAUCCGGUGGUACAAUCCGGUGAAGGUCCUCCUGAGAAGCCUCAAGUAUCUGAACAAAAGCCCUCUGUGAGUUCAUCAGAAAGUGCAAAAAGGGUUUCAAGAACUGUAAAGCCUAGUGUUGCUGCGGCCUCGAAGGUCCUGGUGCCCACUGGUUCUAUUCGAAAGAAAAUGGAAUCAAAGAUCAACUCAGAUUCGAGUUCAGGCGUGGUGAAAUCUACUGUAACUGGGUCUGGGUCCGCUCGAAGUUCAAAUUCAGUUCCGUUGAGAAGAAAUAGCACUGGAGGCUUGCCCGAGAAGUCAUCAGUUUCUGUUACUAAGCGCCCAAGCAAUGUUAGCUCAGUUGCUAGCAAAAAGACUACGACAUUGGCUUCAGACCCAUUAAGACGUUCUCUUCCUGAAAUUAGAAGGAGUUCAUUACCUUCAGUGGUUACUAAAACGUCUCCCAGAGUGGGUGUUUCAGAGACUAGAAAGUCGGGGCCGGUUUCACCUCUUACUAGGAGUUUGAGGACAUCAACUGAGUCUGAUGUAAGGAAGCAAGAGACUGUCAAAAGGUCUUCAGUUAAAUCUGCAUCCUCAAUUUCCUCUUCUUCAAAAAGGGUCACUUCAUCAUUGGACAGCAGUGGCAGCAGCACAUUUAGGAAGGUGAGUUCUAAGCUUUCUUCUCCAUCAGCUCGAUCACCAGCUAUUUCUAGUGGGUCGAAAGUUGGUUCUCUAUCCUCAUCAAUGGACAGAAGUUCUAGUUUUUCUGGGAGGAGAAAAGCGGCAACUCCUGAAAGUCGGGAUUCUCGGUUCAUUGUUCUCCCACAGGUGGAGAUCAAAGCUGGUGACGAUGUGCGGUUGGACCUCAGGGGUCAUAGAGUUCGCAGUCUCAAUGCUAGUGGGUUGAAUUUGUCACCAAAUUUAGAGUUUGUUUAUCUUAGAGAUAAUCUCUUGUCUACAUUGGAAGGAGUUGAAAUAUUGAAGCGGGUUAAGGUUCUUGAUUUGAGCUUUAAUGACUUCAAAGGGCCUGGGUUUGAGCCACUUGAGAACUGCAAGGCCCUACAGCAACUGUAUCUUGCUGGAAAUCAAAUCACGUCACUUAUAAGCCUUCCUCUGCUUCCUAAUUUGGAGUUUCUCUCUGUUGCUCAAAAUAAGCUGAAGUCUCUUUCAAUGGCCAGCCAACCUCGACUACAGGUACUGGCUGCCAGCAAAAACAAAAUAUCAACUCUGAAGGGUUUCCCAUAUUUACCUGUACUUGAGCAUUUACGAGUGGAAGAGAACCCUAUACUUCAGAUGUCUCAUUUAGAAGCAGCUUCAAUUUUGCUUGUUGGCCCUACCUUGAAAAAGUUCAAUGACAGAGAUCUUUCUCGAGAGGAGGUAGCAAUUGCUAAGCAUUAUCCUGCACAUACCGCUUUAUGCAUCAGAGAUGGUUGGGAAUUUUGCCGUCCAGAGCAUGCAAUUGAUUCAACUUUUCGCUUUCUUGUUGAACAAUGGAAAGAUGAUUUGCCUCUGGGCUACCUGAUCAAGGAGACCUCUAUUGACCAACCAUUUGAAGAAGAUGCUUGUCAGUGCCACUUUAUUUUCGUUAAAGAUGGUACUUCGAGCAUUUGCUCAAAUUUAGUCUUGAAAUUCCAAUGGUUUAUAGGGGAGAGAAGUCUUUCAAAUUUCACAGCUAUUCCUGAGGCCAUUGAACAGGUAUAUUGGCCAAAGCAUGAGGACAUUGGCAAAAUUCUGAAAGUGGAAUGUACUCCUAUACUGGGAGAGAUCGAGCAUCGAUCUAUAUUUGCUAUCUCUUUACCUGUUUCACCAGGAACUGGGUGUCCAAAGGUUGUAAGCCUUGAUGUCCAUGGGGAACUAGUGGAAGGAAAUAUUAUCAAGGGCUAUGCUAAGGUUGCAUGGUGUGGUGGGACUCCAGGAAAAGGUGUUGCCAGUUGGUUAAGAAGAAGAUGGAACGGCAGUCCAGUGGCAAUAGUUGGAGCAGAAGAUGAGGAGUACCAAUUGACUAUAGAGGACAUUGAUUCGAGUUUGGUGUUCAUGUACACGCCUGUAACAGAGGAGGGUGUUAAAGGAGAAGCUCAAUAUAAACAUACAGAUUUUGUAAAAGCAGCACCUCCAUCAGUCAACAAUGUACGAAUUAUUGGAGUUCCUGUUGAGGGAAAUACCAUCAAAGGAGUUGGUGAUUACUUUGGAGGAAGGGAAGGUCCAAGCAAGUUUGAUUGGUUACGGGAGAAUUUGGAAGCUGGAGAUUUUGUUUUGGUGUCUAGUGGUACUGCUGAGUAUACUUUGACAAAAGAAGAUGUUGGACGACGUUUAGCUUUUGUAUAUGUACCUAUGAAUUUUGAGGGACAGGAAGGGGAAUCUGUAUCUGUUGUGUCUGAGACGAUAAAGCAAGCACCUCCAAAAGUAACAAAUGUGAAGAUAAUUGGCGAUGUAAGGGAGAAUAAUAAGGUUACUGUAACUGGUGUUGUCACUGGAGGAUCAGAGGGAUCUAGCAGAGUUCAAUGGUUUAAAACACACUCUUCAGUAUUGGAUGGUGAGAAUGGUCUUGAAGCAGUUAGUACUUCUAAAAUUGCAAAGGCAUUUCGCAUACCUCUAGGGGCUGUGGGUUAUUACAUUGUUGCCAAGUUUACUCCUAUGGCUGCAGAUGGUGAAUCUGGUGAACCUGCAUAUGUUAUUUCUGAGAAAGCAGUUGAAACUCUUCCCCCAAGCCUUAAUUUCUUGUCUAUUACUGGUGACUACAUUGAAGAUGGGAUACUAACAGCAUCAUAUGGCUACAUAGGGGGUCAUGAAGGAAAAAGUAUAUACAAUUGGUAUCUUCAUGAGGUUGAAAGUGACUUUGGUACUUUAAUACCAGAGGUUUCAGGGUUUCUACAGUAUCGCAUCUCCAAAGAUGCAAUUGGUAAAUUUGUUUCCUUCCAGUGUACCCCAAUGCGUGAUGAUGGGAUUGUUGGUGAGCCAAGAACUUGCUUGGGACAAGAACGAGUUCGUCCUGGAAGCCCAAGAUUGCUCUCUCUACAAAUUGUUGGAACUGCGGUUGAAGGAACUUCACUUAGUGUGGACAAAAAAUACUGGGGUGGCGAAGAGGGAAAUUCAGUUUUUCGUUGGUUUCGGAUGAGUUCAGAUGGCACACAGAUUGAAGUUAAUGAUGCCAGUACUGCAUCAUACAAACUAUCAGUUGAUGACAUUGGGUUCUUUGUUUCAGUUUCAUGUGAGCCUGUCAGAAGGGAUUGGGCACGUGGACCCAUUGUUCUUUCUGAACAAAUUGGUCCAAUAAUAGCUGGCCCACCAACUUGUCCAUCUCUUGAAUUUCUUGGAUCUAUGAUGGAAGGACAAAGCUUGAGCUUUGUUGCAUCUUAUAGUGGAGGGGAGAAAGGAAAUUGUUUCCAUGAAUGGUUUAGGUUGAAGAGUAAUGGUUCCAAGGAGAAACUAAAGGCAGAUGCAGAGUUUCUGAAUUUGACCAUCGAGGAUGUGGGAAAAGUUAUUGAACUUGUUUACACUCCAGUCCGGAACGAUGGAAUUAGGGGGAAUCCUAGGAGUGUAAUAUCUGAAGUGAUUGCUCCUGGGGAGCCUACAGGUUUGGAGCUUAUAAUUCCUGAUUGCUGUGAGGAUAAGGAUGUGGUUCCACAAAAGACAUACUUUGGUGGACAGGAGGGUGUUGGAGAGUAUAUUUGGUACCGAACAAAGAAUAAGCUGGACAGCUCUUCUCUCAUGGAUAUAUCUGAUACUUGUGAUGGUGUUGUUACGUGUGGAAAAACAUUAACCUAUACUCCAUCCUUGGAAGAUGUGGGGGCUUAUAUGGCUUUAUAUUGGUUGCCCACUCGAGCAGAUGGCAAAUGUGGAAAACCAUUAGUCUCAAUUUGUAAUUCUCCAGUUAACCCAGCUCUCCCAAUAGUUUCUAAUGUUCGAGUGAAGAAGUUGUCUUCGGUUAUCUACUGUGGAGAAGGAGAAUAUUUUGGUGGGUAUGAGGGAUCAAGCCUGUUUAGCUGGUAUAGAGAAACUACUGAUGGAACUAUCAUUCUUAUUAAUGGAGCUAACUCUAGCACUUAUGAAGUCACAGAUUCCGAUUAUAAUUGCCGUUUAUUGUUCGGGUAUACUCCAGUUCGCUCAGAUUCUAUUGUUGGAGAGCUGAGAUUAUCUGAGCCGACUGAGAUUAUUUUCCCAGAGCUUCCAAAAGUUGAGAUGCUUGCUCUCACGGGAAAGGCAAUGGAAGGAGAUAUCCUCACAGCCGUUGAAGUGAUUCCAGAGACUGAGACUCAACAGCAUGUGUGGAGCAAGUACAAGAAAGAUGUUAAAUACCAGUGGUUCUGUUCGACAGAAAUGGGAGAUAACAAGUCCUUUGAGCCAUUACCUUUGCAGCGUUCCUGCUCAUAUAAGGUCCGGUUGGAGGACAUUGGUUGCUGUUUGAGAUGUGAAUGCAUUGUCACUGAUGUUUUCGGAAGGUCAAGUGACCUGGCAUAUGCUGAAAGUGCUCCUGUUUCUCCAGGGAUUCCUAGAAUAGACAAAUUGGAGAUUGAGGGAAGGGGUUUCCAUACCAAUUUAUAUGCUGUUCGUGGCAUUUAUAGUGGGGGGAAGGAAGGCAAAAGUAGAAUUCAGUGGCUUAGAUCGAUGGUCGGAAGUCCUGAUCUCAUAUCUAUACCUGGGGAAAUUGGAAGGAUGUAUGAAGCUAAUGUUGAUGAUGUGGGCUACAGGCUGGUCGCAAUUUAUACUCCUAUAAGAGAGGAUGGAGUGGAGGGUCAACCUGUUUCUGCGUCAACGGAUCCAAUUGCAGUUGAACCUGAUGUUUUUAAAGAAGUGAAGCAGAAGCUUGAUCUUGGAUCAGUGAAGUUUGAGGCACUGUGUGACAAGGACCGAUCUCCAAAAAAGGCUCCAGGAGUAGGGAGUUUUGAGAGAAGGAUUCUAGAAGUUAAUAGAAAGAGAGUCAAGGUUGUGAAGCCUGGUUCUAAAACUUCUUUUCCAACUACUGAAAUUCGUGGAAGCUAUGCUCCUCCUUUUCAUGUGGAGCUUUUUCGAAAUGAUCAGCAUCGGCUUAGAAUUGUGGUGGACAGUGAGAAUGAAGUAGAUUUGAUGGUGCAUUCCCGGCACUUGCGAGAUGUCAUUGUGCUUGUGAUUCGAGGCCUUGCUCAACGGUUCAAUAGUACAUCCCUCAAUUCACUCCUCAAGAUUGAGACAUAACUUAUAAUGAAGGUAUAUGUAAAGUCCAUUCACAAUGAAAAGUAGACAUAUCUAGGAUUUUGGGGGUUAUGUUACCAUUAUUGCCCUCAAUAUUAUUUUUAUUUUUGUUUAAAAAAAGGAAGUCAUUUUAGUAUUGGCCAAGUAUUGCGGGUAUUGUGUUUGGGUUUUUGUUGUGUGAUAUAUAUGUUUGUGCAGCAGCUGUAGGGACUGGGGAUGCCAGUUACUGUAUAUUAAUGUAUCAGAGAGUAGUAAUUUCAUACUCAAUACAUUAGAAACAUUGGCGUUUCGGUAUA